Molecule: messenger RNA, 1563 nt
Organism: Botrytis deweyae
Lineage: Eukaryota; Fungi; Ascomycota; Leotiomycetes; Helotiales; Sclerotiniaceae
Exons: 2
Coding region: 1-1563 (520 amino acids)
Source: RefSeq, a predicted model, not a curated record
AUGGGGAAUUGUUGCAGUAGUUUUCCAGAAGAACAGCUACCUCGUCCUCCGCCGGGACGUAGAGGUUAUCCUGUAGGCAAUAGUCAUAACAUUUACCAUACAAAUCCUGUAUUGGAAUUACUUGAAGAAGAGUACCAGAUUAAGAGAAAUUUUGAAGCAGAAACAAAAGGAAGGUCUAGGGGUAAGAGAUACGAUCGAGAUAGAGAUAUUGGUCCCAGGCGUAAUAAAGAAUGGGCAAGUCGCAGUAAAGGCCGAUCCGGAACUCGUCAAAGAGCUACUAGAAGUGGUAAGAGAUCGCGCGCAAUUCGUCCCAAGAAUUCCCGCAGGAGACCUAAAGCGAGUAGGAGGAGACGGAAAGAUUUCGGCGAAGAUGAAGAUGAAGAUGAAGACAGUGAUAGCGACGAUAGUGAAUUCGAGGCUAGUGACGAUGAUGAAUUUGAUAGCGACAGUGAUAGUGACAGUGAUUCUGAAAUCUAUCGCCGGAAGAUGUCAAAGUCCGUCAAAAGUCGACGAAAGGAGCAACCCCGAAACAAACGACCUGGAAAAAGAGGCAAGGUGAUCAACAAAGACGAGGAUGAUGACUACGAUGAGUUCCUGGAAGAGGAAGAAGACGUUGAUGGCGAAGAGGACUAUAAAAAUCACAAUAAGCAGAAGAGGAAGAAAAGCAAGAGCAAACCAAUCAUCAAUGAAGCUCCAAAGAAUAGAGCAAAGGGCAAAGUCAAGCCAAAAUCGAAGGUCAAGAAGGCAAAGGAGGAUGAUAAAAUUGCUCUUCUAGAGAAUGAGGAAGAUGAGAAUGAUGUUGACAAUGAUGACACGGAAGACGAGGAUGAACAUGAAGAAACAAACAAAUAUCCUCAGAGCAAGGAUUAUGCAGCGGGAGGAAAAGGAAAAGAACCAGAAACGCCGAAUCCUUACCGGUGGACAAAUUCCUCGCAAAUAUUCGACAAGAACAAGAGUAGCAUUUACCAUAGAGCCAGAGCGAAGGGCUCAGAUCGCGAAUCAAUUCGUCAACUGGAAAUCCAGCGUCAUCGUAAAAGGCGAGAACGGGAAUCGUCACUUAAAACCACUAAAAAAUCUAUCUCAGAAAGCCCUGGCGAUGAUGAUUGGACUGACACAGACGCAUCUUCAAUCGCACCUUCCAAACGAUCAGGAAGCACUUCAUCUCGUCUAUCCUCCUUGUUUGGCCCACGAAAUCGAAGUCUAACACCGGAACCGACUUCCCAUUUGAUGUCUCCCAUAUCACCACUCACUCGACCUUCCGUCUCAUCGAAAUCUGGAGAAAACACCUUUGGCGCCUCUGUGAUUAAGGCAUCACCACUACAAGAGAUCAUAUCUGCAGACUCGUUGCCGGCAAAUCCUGAGCCAAAAGACGCUAUCAUAACACCUCCUCCAGCCGUUCAUCAACGGCCAGCAUCACCUCUUACUAAGGCAGCUGAACCAUGUCCGGAAGGAAUGAAGAAAGUCAUUUUUAUGAGUCGUGGUAAGAGAAGCUCUAUAAAAUUGAUACCUUCAGAUGGGAAGCAUAAGGCUACUGAUGAUGUUGAGAUUAUUCUUACUAAAUGA